Molecule: messenger RNA, 4033 nt
Organism: Cynoglossus semilaevis (tongue sole)
Lineage: Eukaryota; Metazoa; Chordata; Actinopteri; Pleuronectiformes; Cynoglossidae
Gene: phox2bb
Product: paired like homeobox 2Bb
Exons: 3
Coding region: 2057-2914 (285 amino acids)
Biological process (GO): enteric nervous system development; regulation of transcription by RNA polymerase II
Molecular function (GO): DNA-binding transcription factor activity, RNA polymerase II-specific; RNA polymerase II transcription regulatory region sequence-specific DNA binding
Source: RefSeq, a predicted model, not a curated record
UUUCCCUAUCCUUCUUUAAUUGUGCUGAAAACUGGGAUCAAUAAAAAAGAACUAAAAUCUAAUCAAAGCUCUGAGCUUCUCCAGAAACGAGCCAGCAUGGUAAAAGAAAUCCAUAAUAAUGUUAUAACAGGUUGUGAGACAACAGUUUAUAAUAUCCAGUGUCCAAACUCAUAUCGAGAUAAAGAAAUAUAGAUGAAGGGGGAAAAAAAUCGAGGUUGAAAAAGGAAAUCUGUGGGAUUAUGAUGUGGAAUAAUGCAGCGAUGGGAUUAUAUUUAAUCACGCAGAUCAAUCGAGGAAAUCUGAGGAAAAUAACACACACAAAUCUAAUCCACGCACGAUCAUUCAUGUCGCUGUCUCUUCGUCUUACCAUCAUUUAGGAAAAAAACACAGACACACAGACACACACUAAGGACUUGAACUCAGAGAAAGAGAGAGAGCGAGAGAGAGAGAGAGAGAGAGAGAUAAGGAGAGAAGAAGAAGAAGAAGAGAAAGAGAGACAAACCCUUCACCUUAUUACACAAACCGAAUUACGGCCAAUAUUGUGAGCCUAAGAGGUCUGAUGAAAGCUUCAGCAGUUCGUUACUUUCAUUACAGAGAUGUUAUUUGGCCAAAUAAAGGGAAUAAUGAAAGUAAUAAAGACAAUUACAAACUCAUUUGAAUCAUAACAAAAUGCAACGGAAGUUUUCUGAGGGUUUGGAGAGAGAGAGAGAGAGAGAGAGAGAGACAGAGAGAGAGAGAUAGAGAGAGAGAGAGAGAUGUGCAAAGGAGUGGCCAAAAAAGGGUCACGGAAAUUAAACCACGGAUUUGGUUAAAGGUCCUGUGCGUAAAAGUGGAAUAAAAUGAAAAGAGAACAAGAGAUUGUAUAGUGGUGGUGUCAAAAUGACAGGAGUACAAUGAAAAAGGGAAAUAGUGUUUUGAUGACAGCAGCUCUGUCAGGUGGCAAAAUGUACAUUUUACGCAAGGAAAAACAUGAUUCAGACAUUAAAAUGCUCUUUCACGGUGAAUAUACGGUAAUUUCACAAACAAGAAAUGAAAACAUCAAGCAGAGAUGUUUCUGAUACGUACUAGUGCGAAUCAAUGGAGAUCAUUUGUGUACUUUUCAAUUGAGGAGGCAAGUGUAAUACAUCUGGUGGAGAUGAGGAAAACGAUGAGACGGAACCCGGCUGAAAAUAAAUGCAAUUUUGGCACAUUUUAUGUACAAACCACAGAAAUACGUCCAUAAAGACCACAAUAUGUUUGUGACAUACUUGAUAAUGGUGCAUGCUACCAUUCGGCUGCCUCGGUAUCACUAAAUGGACAAAAACAGCGGUAGUAGCUGCAGGAGCCGCCGUAUUCGUGGGUAUAGGCAGACAGAAAGCUGAGGCAGAGAGGGGGGAAUACUAUGUGAAAUCCUGCCCAAGGUAUACAGUCGCUUAAAAGGCUUAAAAGCCUGGAGAAAAUUGGAUCAGGGAGAAUCGUCACCCAACUUUCAUUAUUUCCAAGUGGUGUGAUUGAAUUAAAGGGCAAGAUGGUGGUUGGAGAGAGGGAGCGGGGUGGAUGGGUAUGGAGAGGGGGUGCGUAAUGGCGUGGUAUUAAAUUCUAAUUAGAGAUGCAGGGGAUCAAUGAUAGGGAGGUUGGACAGCCCGGGCCCCCAGUGCCAGCCCAAUAGACUGAUGAGUUAUUGUCAUGUAAAAAAGCGCUAGCAAUAAGACCAAACGCUUUGCUAUUGUCCAAGCGGAAAGAGCCAAGUUUAUUAUGAGGACUAUAUGCUCUAGAGACCUCGGGCUAGGCGGCUCUUAGGGGGCUUUUCAUAAAACAGGGCUAGGUUCCUAUAAAGGAGGCCACUUUUGGAGCAGGCGCUGAGCAGUGAACAUCUACAGGAGUCCAGCCUCCUUUCCAUCCAGUUCAAACCAAAACCAGACAUCUUUGCCCCCAGUCUCAGACGCGCGUCGACAUUAUUCUUUUCUUUUUUUUCAAUACAUAUAUUUUUUCCUCUCCAGAACCCAUUUUUGGGGUGUUUCUAUUUGUCUUUUUUUCCCUGGAAGUGCAGCUUUCUCACUCCACCGAAACUUCUCCAAUGUAUAAAAUGGAGUAUUCUUACCUAAAUUCCUCUGCCUACGAGUCAUGUAUGGCUGGGAUGGACACGUCGAGCUUGGCAUCGGCCUAUGCGGACUUCAGCUCGUGCAGUCAAGCCAGUGGUUUUCAGUACAAUCCCAUCAGGACCACUUUCGGUGCCACCUCCGGCUGUCCGUCCCUCACUCCCGGCUCCUGCAGCCUGGGGACCCUGCGGGACCACCAGAGCAGUCCUUACGCUGCGGUGCCCUACAAACUCUUCACGGACCACGGUGGACUCAACGAGAAGAGGAAGCAGAGACGCAUCCGGACCACGUUCACCAGCGCACAGCUGAAGGAGCUGGAGCGGGUUUUUGCUGAAACCCACUACCCUGACAUCUACACCAGAGAGGAGCUGGCACUUAAGAUCGAUCUGACUGAAGCCCGUGUCCAGGUUUGGUUUCAGAACAGACGUGCCAAGUUUCGGAAGCAGGAGCGAGCAGCUGCAGCGGCCGCCGCGGCUGCCAAGUCCGGUUCCGGGAAGAAGUCUGACUCCAGAGACGAAGACAGCAAAGACACCAAAUCCACUGAUCCAGAUAGCACAGGAGGACCGGGCCCGAACCCGGUGCAAACCUCCAACUGCGGCGGACCGAGUCCCACCGGCGGGCAGGUCAACACCAGCGGGAACGGACAGGUGGAGCAAGUCAAGACCUCGGUGUCUACCGGUAUGGGAGUGACAGCACCGAGCCAAGGCUGGGCCACCGCCCCGGGGACCAUCACAUCUAUCCCGGACUCUCUGGGCGGGCCGUUCGCCAGCGUACUGUCGUCUUUGCAGAGACAGAACGGAGCCAAAGCGACGUUAGUAAAGACCAGCAUGUUCUAAUGAAGACAAGCAGAACAGAGGAAGAGAGAGAGAGUGAGUGAGAAAGAGGGAAGAUUCAUCCUUCUCCUAAGACUGAAAAGCAAUUCUCCGACGGACAAUAAGAAUCAAAACUUUAAAAAAAGACGAACAUCUCCUUUUGUUUUUAUUUGCGACGUCCCUUCUUACCCUCUCGCUGUAAAAUAUCCAUCUUAGCAAGUCAUACUGUCUUACAGUAGCUAUUUUGUUUCCUACAACAAGUGAAUGAAAUGUUUUAAGCCACUCAAGGACUGAACAGCCAGCGUGAAAAGAUUAUUUUAAUGCGCAAUAUUCAGACGAUUCGUACGGGGAAAUCCCACCAAAUCCACAUGUUCCGCACGAUUUAAGGAAAAAAACAAAACAAACAAUAAUGCAUUAAGUCCAGACUGGAUGAAGUGACUUGUUAAGGUGAAUAUUUGUGGCAAACAACGACGGAUGGCUCUCUCUCUGUCACACACAAGAACCCGCAGCCUGAACCAACAUUAAUCCAACAAGUCCAGGACGCACCUCGACCCUUUGCUUCUUGGAACUUUUCUUUCCUUUCAGAGUUUAGUUUCUUUAAAUUAUCCACAUAAACAAUAUAACUUCCUCCGCAGAGUGGGAAAGAAAAACAAUGGCACAAACUUAAUGCAAAUGUUCACCCCUUCUACAGGAAACCUGUGUGUUUUGUGUGUCUUUCUACGGCAGUGUUUUUGUGGCUCAAAUUGUAUAGUGUUAAUACGUAUUACUGUCUCCUAUAGUUGAACCAUAGGCCAUUAUUCCUCGUAGCUCGGUCAUACAAAGUCUUUUUGGAUGUUUUACAAAACGAUUUCCCUUGGAAGAAUUUAUUUUGGGUAAAAAAGAACAUAGAAAACAGGGGAACUGGAUGCAAACAUUGUAUUUAUUUCUAUAUAAUUUGCAUGUUGUCUCUCUGUCUGAUUUCAUUUACAAUGACCCCCCCCUCCCCAUUUUUGUGAGCAUUUAUGUAACAUGUUUUUGUCCAGGAUCUGAAAGUUAUUUAUAUGUAGGUAAUGGAUGCUUAUAUUUAAGAAGGAAAUAUUUCUACAUGUGCACAUAGUUUUCCAGGUGUACCAUUGAAAUGGUUGUUGAUGAUAAAAAAAAUAA